GUCCCAGUUCCAGAAUAGACUUGCGGCUUACCUGGAUGCCCCUUCUCAGGCUUUCAUCCUCUAAAAGCCUCACGUAUCUGUACAGCACCCGAGACAGACGCAAGGUUGGGAAAGAGCAAAUUCAGGUAGCACGGGCAGACAUUUUCCAGCCGGCAGCGAAUCCGACCCAGCAGCUGUUCUGAGAAGGCCAAAUCUGGCGCGUGACUUAGCCUCCUCUCUAAACCCACAGGGCCAUAGCAUUAUCCUGUGACGAUGGAUGACUACGAUGAAUUUGGCAACUACAUCGGCGCGCUGUCCGACUCGGACGAGUCCGAAGAUGAUUUUCAACAGCCGCAACGCCAGCAGCAUGUCUCGCCACGUAUCCAUGACGAGCUUCCUCCCUUGGAAGGGUAUGGCGAUGCAGGGGCGGAGGAGGGAGACCACGAGAUGGAUACCGCCGGUCCGUCGAUGGCACUGAUGCAGGUGAAUGAAGCAGCAUCUAAUGCCGUCAUUCUGCACGAGGACAAGAAGUACUACCCAGAUGCAUCAGAAGUCUACGGCGAAGGCGUGGAGACGCUCGUACAAGAGGAAGAUGCACAGCCCAUCACGCAGCCAAUCAUCGAGCCGAUCAAAGUACGCAAGUUCGCCAUCGAGGAGUCCGACCUGCCUCCAACUCGCUUCGAGCGCAGUUUUAUGAUGAACCUUAUGAACUUCCCCGAGAUGGUACGCAACGUCGCGGUUGUCGGUCAUCUGCAUCAUGGGAAGACGAGUUUGAUGGAUAUGCUCGUAUACGAGACGCACAAGAUGGAGAUGGACACAGACAGGCCGAUGCGCUAUACCGACUCGCAUCUGCUGGAGCGCGACCGCGGGGUGUCAAUCAAGUCGGCGCCGCUGAGUUUGGUGCUACAGAGCACAAGAGGGAAAAGCUACCUGUGCAACCUUAUCGACACACCGGGGCAUACAAACUUUGUGGACGAAGUUGCGGCAGGGUGUAGACUUGUUGACGGUGUCGUGCUGGUCGUCGACGUGGUCGAGGGUGUCAUGUGCAACACGGAAGCCAUCAUCAAGCACUGCAUCCGCGAGGACCUUCCAAUGGUCCUGGUCCUCAAUAAGCUUGAUCGGCUGAUUCUGGAACUACGCCUCCCCCCGACCGAUGCGUACUUUAAGAUUCGCCACACACUCGAAGAGGUAAACAAUGCCAUCGCAUCCGUCUCUCGCAAUCCGGAUAGGCGACUAUCACCCGAGCGCGGCAACGUCGUGUUCGCGUGUGCGCAAAUGGGCUGGGCUUUUACGCUUGGAAGUUUUGCAAAGAUGUACGCAGAUACUUCUUCAGCAGCAGCAGCGGCGCGGCGCGACGCAGAAACAGGAGCGGGAGGAGGUGGACUAAAUGUCGAUGCCUUCGCAAAGAGACUAUGGGGCAAUAUCUGGUACAAUGCUGAGUCGCGCAACUUCACGCGAAAGCCCGCGGAUCCGUCCGCUCCCCGCAGCUUUGUCCACUUCAUCCUUGAGCCCUUGUACAAGCUCUACACGCAGGUUCUCUCCUCCGACUCGACUGCUCUGCAGAAGACACUCGCCAAAUUGGACAUACACCUCAAGCCAGCGGUAUUCAAAGUCGACGUACGGCCGCUCUUGCGCAUCGUACUGAACCACUUCCUUGGGCCCAGCACAGGCCUUGUGGACGCCAUAAGUGGGCACCUGCCGGACGCCAAGGAAGGCGCACAGCGGAAGCUCUCCCGGUACUAUACUGGUCCGCAAGCCGGGCCUUUGUUUGACGCGAUGAAAGCGGUGGAUCCGGAUGCGCCGCUUGUCGUGUAUGUCAGCAAGCUUUACGCGACUCAGGAUGCGAGCGAGUUCCGCGCUUUCGGGCGCGUCGUGAGUGGGACUGCGCGGUCCGGCGCCCGUGUCAAGGUGUUGGGUGAAGGCUACUCUGUCGACGACGAGGAGGAUAUGGUCCAAGCAACCAUUGAGGGCGUCAGCGUCAGCGAGACGCGCUAUACCGUCCCAGCCGAGGGCAUUCCGGCCGGUAACCUAGUACUCCUCGCCGGCGUCGAUGCAUCAAUCAGCAAGAGCGCCACGAUUGUCGAUGCCGCACUCGAGGCGGACCAGCUUCACAUCUUCCGACCGAUCGCGCACAUGACGCAGAGUGUGCUCAAGAUCGCUGUCGAGCCGCUGCACCCGUCCGAGCUGCCGAAGAUGCUUGACGGCCUGCGUAAGGUGAACAAGAGCUAUCCGCUUGCCGUCACCAAGGUCGAGGAGAGCGGCGAGCAUAUCAUUUUGGGUACUGGAGAGCUAUACUUGGAUUGCAUCAUGCAUGAUCUCCGAAAGCUGUUCAGUGAGGUGGAGAUCAAAGUCAGCGACCCAACUGUUAAGUUUAGUGAGACGGUCGUUGAGACGAGCGCGGUCAAAUGCUAUGCGCAAACGCCCAACAAAAGGAACAAGCUCACGAUUAUCGCCGAACCGCUUGAAAAGGGUAUUGCAGAGGACAUCGAGUCUGGUAAAGUGAGCAUCCGGCUUCCACCUAAGGAGCUCGGGCGGUACUUUGUCGAGAACCACGACUGGGACAUUCUCGCAUCGCGAUCGAUCUGGGCCUUUGGGCCGGAAGACAACGGCCCAAAUAUUCUUUUGGACGACACGCUUCCUUCCGAGGUGGACAAGACCCUGCUGUACAGCGUCAAAGAGAGCAUCAAGCAGGGCUUCCAGUGGGGAGCGCGCGAAGGCCCACUGUGCGAUGAGCCGAUCCGCAACGUUAAGUUUCGCAUCCUCGAUUCGGAAAUCGCGCAGGAACCCAUCUAUCGGGGCGCGGGCCAGGUCAUCCCGACGUCUCGACGCGUCUGCUAUUCGAGCUUCCUGCUCGCCACGCCCAGGCUGAUGGAGCCGAUGUACGCUGUCGAAGUGCAGGCGCCGCAGGAGUGCGUCGCGGCGGUGUACACGACGCUCGCGCGGCGCCGUGGCCACGUCGUGCGCGAUAUCCCAAAGGCAGGCUCGCCAUUGUACACCGUUAAGGCGUACGUGCCGGUCAUGGAUGCGAACGGGUUCGAGACGGACUUGAGGACCGUGACUCAAGGGCAGGCGUUCUGCCUGCAGACGUUCGAUCACUGGUCCGUCGUACCCGGCGAUCCGCUCGAUGCUUCCAUUAAGCUCCGGCCGCUGGAGCCUGCACCACCGCUGGGACUCGCGAGGGACUUUGUGCUCAAGACGAGACGACGAAAGGGCCUCAGCGAUCAGAUUGCCGUCGCGUCGUACCUCGACCCGGAGAUGGUGGUUGCGCUGGCUGCAAGCGGGUACGAACUCUGAUUGUGAUAUUUGUAGUUAGAAGAGCAGGAGAAAAAGCAAAGCAGAGAU
Messenger RNA from Tilletiaria anomala UBC 951, 3321 nucleotides. RefSeq names its product P-loop containing nucleoside triphosphate hydrolase protein. The coding region runs from base 253 to 3273 and encodes 1006 amino acids. Gene Ontology annotation, cellular component: U4/U6 x U5 tri-snRNP complex; cytosol; U2-type catalytic step 2 spliceosome. The record is from RefSeq and is a predicted model, not a curated record. Gene Ontology annotation, molecular function: GTP binding; U5 snRNA binding; GTPase activity. Lineage: Eukaryota; Fungi; Basidiomycota; Exobasidiomycetes; Georgefischeriales; Tilletiariaceae. The transcript is spliced from 5 exons. Gene Ontology annotation, biological process: mRNA splicing, via spliceosome.